AUGAAGAAACAUUCUUCAGGAUCGUCCUCAAAGAUUGCAUCAGCAGUUCUUCCUUAUCAAACCCCAAGACUCCGAGAUCAUUACAAUUUGGGGAGAAAAUUAGGCCAAGGCCAAUUCGGAACGACUUAUCAUUGCACAGAGAAGGCCACAGGCAUUGAAUAUGCAUGUAAAUCGAUCCCAAAACGCAAGCUUUUGUGCAGGGACGAUUACGAUGAUGUUUGGAGGGAAAUUCAAAUAAUGCACCACUUGUCGGAGCAUCCUCAUGUUGUGAGGAUUAAAGGGACUUACGAAGACAAUGUGUUUGUUCAUUUGGUUAUGGAAUUGUGUGCAGGUGGCGAGCUUUUCGAUAGGAUUGUUCAAAAGGGCCAUUACAGCGAGAAAAAAGCAGCUCACCUUAUGAAAACAAUUGUUGGGGUGGUCGAGGCUUGUCAUUCUCUUGGUGUAAUGCAUAGGGAUCUUAAGCCGGAAAAUUUUCUUUUCGAUACUCCUGACGAGGAUGCAAAGCUUAAGGCUACAGAUUUUGGAUUAUCAGUUUUCUUCAAACCUGGACAAUAUCUUUCUGAUGUAGUUGGAAGUCCCUACUAUGUUGCGCCUGAAGUGUUGCAUAAAUAUUACGGCCAUGAAAGUGAUGUAUGGAGCGCAGGCGUUAUCCUCUACAUAUUAUUAUGUGGUGUUCCGCCAUUUUGGGCUGAGACAGAUAAUGGUAUCUUCAGACAAAUUCUGAAAGGGAAAAUAGAUUUCGAAUCUGAACCAUGGCCAAACAUUUCAGAUAGUGCAAAAGAUCUUAUAGGAAAGAUGCUCGAUAGAGACCCUAGAAGUCGAAUAUCUGCUCAUGAAGUCCUAUGUCAUCCUUGGAUUGUGGAUGAUACAGUUGCCCCGGACAAACCUUUAGGAUCUGCGGUACUCUCACGCCUAAAACAGUUCUGCGCCAUGAACAAACUUAAAAAGAUGGCACUGCGUGUCAUAGCAGAAAGACUUUCAGAAGAAGAAAUCGGUGGAUUGAGACAAUUGUUCAAGAUGAUUGAUACAGAUAAUAGUGGGACAAUAACGUUUGAGGAACUUAAACAAGGUCUAAAGAGAGUCGGCUCUGAAUUAAUGGAAUCCGAAAUCAAGGCACUUAUGAACGCGGCUGAUAUUGACAACAACGGGACUAUUGACUAUGGUGAAUUUCUUGCUGCAACCUUACAUAUGAAUAAGAUGGAAAGGGAGGAAAAUUUGCUUGCUGCAUUUUCUUUCUUCGACAAGGAUGGAAGUGGUUAUAUCACCGUUGAUGAGCUUCAACAGGCGUGCAAGGAUUUUGGCCUCGGGGAUGUUCAUCUGGAGGACAUAAUUAGUGAAAUCGACAUAGACAAUGAUGGCCGUAUAGAUUAUGGAGAAUUUGCUACGAUGAUGAGGAAGGGUAAUGCUGGUGUUGGGGGUAGAACCAUGAGAGGCAAUUUGAACUUUAACUUGGCAGAUGCACUGGAAGUCAGAGGGAAGGAAUAA
Messenger RNA from Fraxinus pennsylvanica, 1485 nucleotides. The record is from the annotation of a GenBank genome assembly. NCBI's taxonomy places the organism in Eukaryota, Viridiplantae, Streptophyta, Magnoliopsida, Lamiales, Oleaceae.